Molecule: messenger RNA, 1819 nt
Organism: Rubroshorea leprosula
Lineage: Eukaryota; Viridiplantae; Streptophyta; Magnoliopsida; Malvales; Dipterocarpaceae
Source: the annotation of a GenBank genome assembly
AAUUUUGGACGAUUUCCUUUGUUGGUUCUCAAAAAAUGUUGUUUCGUCUUCCAUAUUCUAUCCAUUAGUCCGAGUUUGGCAUCGUCAAGUCUUUUUCUUUUUGUUGCUUCCUGUGCUUCCUGUUUGAGCUUUUUCCUUCUUGAUCUUUGAGGGUUCCUAGGUGGGUCGUUUUCUUCUCUUCUUUUUGUUUUUGUGCAGUGCUGCAAAUUCUAGCACUCCAUGUCUAUGAUCACAUUAACAACAUCAACUAAUAGUAGCACAACCCUUAACAAUCCUGGUCUCGGUGAGGCUUCUUUUUCUUCUUACCUCAUGAACAAUUUCGAAGAAAAAUUUGUUCGUACAAUAUCGGAGUCAAACAAGAAGAUUACCAAGUUAGAGGAGCAUCGUGAUUACUUGGGGACGAAAAAAGAAGAAGAAGAUGGAGAAAUUGGGGUGUUUGGUGCUGAGAAGUAUUUCAAUGGAGUGAUUGCUGAGGGAACACCCAGAACACUCAGCAUGGAUUCUGCAAGGAAGCAUCACUAUUUCAAAGCUGAAGAGAUCGGAUUAGAUCCUAUGAAGCCGAAAUUCAUACCCUAUGGAACUCCAAGUGUUCGUUCUGAAUCGAGCUGGAACAGCCAGAGUGCUCUGCUGCGGAGUAUCAUAAGAGAUCCUUUGCGAAGGAAGACGAACAGGGUGCAGGGGAAGAGUUUUCUCUCCAGUAUCCGCUGCAAAUGCUAUUGUUCCGAUAAGGAUUCGGUUGAUGUCGAUGAACAGAUCGGGGAAAUCAGCUUCAAAACAAGUACUGGAAAGCAAAUUAAGAAUUUACCCCGGAUGAAAAACAGUUUCGACAACGGGAAACCAUUCUCCGAACCAUGGAUCAAGGACGAUCCUUUUACUUUCCCGACGGCAAAUUCUGGGGUUGGAAUCCUGCCUCUUAAAAUCCCAUUCCAAGACGAGGAUCGGAAAUCUCUGGAGGUUUUUGGCUCCCCGGUUCUGGGGAAGAGGAACAAGCUUCUAAACAUUGAGAAGAGGAUAAGAAUGCUUUCUUGGGAUGCAAAUCCGACCAUGGACGAGGCAGAAUUUUCAGCAACCUGCAGACUAAACUGCAAUGAUACAGAAAGCGACGCGAGUUCGGAUUUGUUCGAGAUAGAAAGCCUGACGGGAAAACUAACGAACCCCUUUCUUGCCCGGACAGUAUCUGACACCGCCACCUCCGGAUGCAUUUCACCACCGCAUUGUUAUGCUCCCAGUGAGGCCAGCAUAGAGUGGAGCGUCGUCACAGCCAGUGCGGCGGAUUACUCUGUGAUGUCAGACUCAGAAGAGCGAAGGUCAUCGGUAACAACUGCCACAAGUCCGGUCAGAACGUUUCCCCCUGCCUUGAAUGGGAAAACUGGAAAUAACAGAGAGAUGCAGAGGCGACGCUCAAAUAGCCUUUUGGGGUGCAAAAGCCAGAAAGCUCUAAGGGUCGCCGGCGAUGUAUACAGGUUGAAUGAGAAGGCAAAUUUUGACCCAAGAAUGGACCGGGGUUCGGACUCAUACAUGGCUGGAAAAACAAGAUUGCGAGCUGAAACUGAACUCUCAGGUUUUGAGUCCAGGCAGAGGAAACAGGUUCUGGCUGGUGCUGGUUCGCUGUCCCGAUCGCACUCGCCGCGUGCUCCACAGCUUUUUUUGAUUCAGUAGCUCGUGAUUUUAUUUGUUUGGAGCUUACCCUGGUUGUUCUUGUUAUACAAAUUUUAAUGAUCAAGAUCUAUGUCUGUACUACUGUCUUAAAUUUUAGAUGAACUCUUCUUUUUCAGUUUUUGGCUAUAUUGGUUCCUGGGAUUAAAUCACUUAUCUUAAC